This is a messenger RNA of Brassica napus (rape), 867 nucleotides long. Its product is annotated as glycine-rich protein 23-like. The coding region runs from base 79 to 678 and encodes 199 amino acids. The transcript has a single exon. NCBI's taxonomy places the organism in Eukaryota, Viridiplantae, Streptophyta, Magnoliopsida, Brassicales, Brassicaceae. The record is from RefSeq and is a predicted model, not a curated record.
ACAAGCAAUCUCCUAAACACACAUUCUCUCUUUCAAUAGUUAUAUAACUACAAAUAAUUUAAGUAAAUUCCGACAAGUAUGGGUUUUAUCUCUGGUAAAGCGUGUGUGUUUGUUAUGGUAUUUGCUUUGGUCACAGAUUUUACUGUGGGAGGAGAAAUAGAGUUUGGUGAUGAGAAGCCCUUGUUUCCUCACCCUCGUCCAUUGCUCCACAAAGGUGGCAUCCACAAGAAGGGCUUUAAGAAAGAUUUCGGCGGUUUAGGCGGUGGUGGUAUAAGUGGUGGAGGCGGCUUUGGAGCAGGAGGUGGCAGCGGUUGGAUUGGAGGCGGAAUUGGAGGCUUUAGUGGACAAAUAGGCGGUGGAUUUGGUAAUGCUGGCGGAGGUAAAGCGGGAGGAGAAGGAUUUGGCGGCGGUGGAGGAUUUGGUGGUGGUACCGGUGGAGGAGCUGGAGCUGGAGCUGGAGCUGGAGAAGUUGGUGGUGGUAACGUUGGAGGAAAAGGAGCUGGAGUUGGCGGCAGUGGUGUUGGUGUGGGAGCUAGCGGUGGUACCGGUGGAGGAACUGGAGCAGGAGUUGGCGGCAGUGGUGAUGGUGUGGGACCUGGCGGUGGUGCUGGUGCCUUGGGAGGAGCCGGCGGUGGAACUGGUGGAGGAUUAGGCGGAGGCGCCAGUGGAGGUGACUGAGGGUUUGUUAUGUGCAGGAGCUAAAUCCCAUGCAAAUAUAUAUGUUUUCAUUUAUAUAUACUAAACGUUAAAUAUGAUGGAAUAAAUGAUAUGUACGUCGUUUCUCUUUAAUUUUCCCAUUCAAAUGAUUGUAUCUUUGCUAAUUCGAGUAAGUUGGCUGAAUAAUAACAUGCGUUCACAGGUUUUAAA